Molecule: messenger RNA, 729 nt
Organism: Rhodamnia argentea
Lineage: Eukaryota; Viridiplantae; Streptophyta; Magnoliopsida; Myrtales; Myrtaceae
Exons: 2
Coding region: 1-729 (242 amino acids)
Source: RefSeq, a predicted model, not a curated record
AUGGUCUCGCUGACGAGCGUCGACCGGUCGCGCCUGCAGUCGAGCGCCAAGCGGUUGUACCUGCACAGUAUCGGAAUCGGGGUGGACCGCCUCACCAGCCGGUACAAGAUCGUGCGAGUGAGCUGCUUUGCCCACGGACUUAGGGCUGUGGCACAUUGGGCAGAGGUCCUUGAUCAGGGCUCGCGGUCAUGGAGGGACAUAGGAAGCGCCCCUUCCAGCCUCAUCCUCAGAGACCCCGUGUCCGCCGCCGGAUCGAUCCACUGGAAAGCCGAGGGCAGAGGCGGAGUCAUCAGGAUCUCUUCCUUCGACGUAACGAAGGAGGAGUUCGAGUGGACUCCGUGCCCGGAGCUUCAAAAAAACGCGCACCUGGUGGACCUCCAGGGAGUUCUGGGGCUCGUCGACUGCUCACGCCAGGAGAGUAUAGACGUGUGGGUGAUGGAGGAGAGCAAACGGUGGAUGAAGCAGUAUAGUGUCCGUCUGCCGUUGCCGAUCGCGCUCAACCGCUGGAAGAGCUUAGGUGAUAGUCUUGAUCUUGUUGGCCGAGUGAUGGCGCUCAGACGCUCGGAGAGCUCCUGGACUUUUUAUGAUCCUGGGAGUGACAAGAUGAAGAAUGUGCGGGAAGCCGACAGCAACAGGUCGCUGGUUAGAGCUGUAGCUAGCAUCACCUUGAGUUUGCUUUUGCCGGCCAAGUUGUGGAACAGCGGCGUUGGGGAAAUAAGGAUGUACUAA